AUGAAGGAGAUGGUUGGGGGAUGUUGUGUUUGCUCCGACGAGCGUGGUUGGGCUGAAAAUCCUCUUGUUUAUUGUGACGGACAAGGUUGUAAUGUUGCUGUGCAUCAAGCCUGUUACGGCAUUGUUCAAGUACCUACUGGACCUUGGUUUUGUAGAAAAUGUGAAUCUCAAGAAAGAAGUGCUAGAGUUAGAUGUGAACUUUGUCCUUCAAAAGACGGAGCUUUGAAAAGAACCGACAGUAGUGGAUGGGCUCAUGUUGUUUGUGCACUUUAUAUACCAGAAGUUAGAUUUGGGAAUGUGACUACAAUGGAGCCAAUAAUAUUGCAAUUAGUUCCGCAGGAACGUUAUAAUAAGCUGUGUUAUAUUUGUGAAGAGCAGGGCAAGGAGUCGAAGGCAAGUGUUGGAGCGUGCAUGCAGUGUAACAAAUCCGGUUGUAAGCAGUACUUUCAUGUUACAUGUGCACAAGCUGCUGGAUUGCUGUGUGAAGAAGCUGGUAACUAUAUGGAUAAUGUUAAGUAUUGUGGGUACUGCCUUUAUCAUUACCAGAAGUUGGUAAGUAGCCAACAAACUAGCUGCAAAGUAAGAGUGAAAAAAGACACCCAUAUCAAAACAAUACCUGCAUUUAAACCAAUUCCGGCUGAUAACGCAACGCCAGAGCCUAGUCCAGAAAAAGCGACUCCUGCUCAGUGUAAAGAAAGGAAUCGGCGUAGUGACAAAAGGAACAGGCAAGCAGCAAAUGCUGCUAGUAACUCUGUUAAUGUAAAUACAAACACUGACUCUGUGUCUGUGAACUUACAGUCAUCGAACACUGAACAAGGUUUCCAAAGUGAUAGUAGUGCUAGUACAAUUAGCAACAGUAGCAUUACUAAUCUCAAUGCAAAUAGCAAUGAUAGUUGUAAAAAUGUUGAUAGCAAGAAUAAGAAGAGUGAAUUUCUCUGUAAUAGUAACAGUUCUAGCAGCAAAUUUGCUGCCUCUAAUUUUAAAGAUACUUCUGUGUCACCUUCUCAUAGUCCAAUUUUUGUAAAUGAGAAAGGUAAAAAAAAGUCAAAAGAACUCAAUUCGGACUCUGACAAGAGAAAUUCGCUCGACUCUAAGGACUCAAAAGAAGCAACGGCAGCACCAACGUUUAGCAGCAUGUACGAAAGUUUUAUCAACAAGGAUCUUAAAGCAAACUGCAGUAAUCAAGAAAGCAAACCAGCUUCAGAGAAGCGCAAGUCUGCGGAAAGUGCUGAAGAACCCGAGAAAAAGAAAUCAAAACAUUCCAAAAGCAAAUCAAAGUCUACAAAAAGUUUAAUUGAAGCUGUUAUUCCACCUGAAAAAUGUAAUCCCCAAAUUCCAAUCGUUAGGAUAAAAAGGAAGUUUAAUCACGAUAAAUCUUGUAGCUCCCAUUCAGUUGAAAAAGUAGAGCACGAAACUGUCAUUAGCGUACCUGAAUCUCGAUGUGCUCCUGAAUUAAAAGUCAUUAGUCCCAAAAUUGAGUUACAAGAUAUUUCCAAUGAUCAAAGUGAAAGUCUUCCAGCUAAUAUUGUUGAAAUCAAGUGUGAAAUCGACCCCCCAGAAGAAGAAGACUUUAUGAUGCUCGAAGAAAAUGAUCUCAUCGAUAAAGUUGCUUCGAUUCUAAGAACUACAAUUUUGAAAAUGGAGAAAACAAAAUUACCUGCUGCAAUGAAAACAAAGGAUUUGAUAAAUGGUGAAUGCACAAUUCCUGAAAAAUUAGAUCGUUUCUUUAAAGCAUUGAUUGGAGGCAAUAUGGAUCACCUGAAUGCACCUUUAAAGCUUUGGAUUCAAUGGGGAGUAGGAAACCAUGAACGUCUAAUAAACGUCAAUGAGUUAUAUCAAGCUCUUGGUAAACUAAGGCCCUUCAAGUUGCUAGAGAAAUCUGUUGAGUACCAGUUGGCAUGUCAAGAGAUUACAACAGACGAUGAGCGUGUACUAGAACGCACAUUUGACAGAAUGCAACCACCUACCUCUUUAGAAGAUCUUUUAGAAAAGCAAUGGAUGCAAACAUCCAAUUUUUUAAUGGGACAAGCUCAACAUUUUGAUAUUGCAACAUUAUUGUCAAGUCUUUAUCAGUUGAAAACUGAAAACCAUACCAUGGAAAAGCAAGUUCAAGAGCUUAUUUCUAGAAGGGAUGCUCUACUUGCAAUCAAUGCUCGACUGAAAGCUCUCCCUGCAGAAGCUGUUCCUAACAAUUUACCAUAUUCGGCUUUGUCGCUUUUAGCUGCAAAGCCUUUAUCUCCAAGUGACCACCAUCCAGCAGCGACUUUUGCAGGCUACAUACCGUUUGAGAAUGCUAUGGUACACAGUACGCAGGAUUUCAACUGUCACAAAAGUCCUUUAGCAAGUCAUAGUCCAGCUGCAACUGUUGGGUCUAGUAGUCUACCUCUGACACCAAGUCCUAUUCCAUGCAGUCCUAUGACUAAACCUGAUGUUUUCCCUCAGUUAUCUGCAUUUACUCGAGAUUCUAGUCCACUGAACCAUAUGCCCAUUGUGACAAGUGCUACUUCACAACCUGCUCAUAUGUUUAGUUCACCUGGUAUCAUUUCCAAUUCACUUCUCAUUCCAGAGAACAGUUCGUACAACAACUCAAUGGUCUCGCUAGCAAAUGGUUCAACUGACACUCAGGAACAAGAACCAUCUACUGCUGUUUAUCAAACUAUAUCACCUCCUUUCAGCAAUCCAGAGACUAACUCACCCACUAAUACCACAAGUCAUUCUGUAUGUAAUAAUCUCGUUUUCCAUCAAACAUUUGAAAAUGCAUUGCAGAACAAUAACAGUAGCAAUGAAGAGGAUAGAUGA
This is a messenger RNA of Uloborus diversus, 2799 nucleotides long. RefSeq lists its product as uncharacterized. The transcript is spliced from 17 exons. Gene Ontology annotation, molecular function: histone binding; nucleosome binding. NCBI's taxonomy places the organism in Eukaryota, Metazoa, Arthropoda, Arachnida, Araneae, Uloboridae. Bases 1 to 2799 code for a protein of 932 amino acids. The record is from RefSeq and is a predicted model, not a curated record. Gene Ontology annotation, cellular component: nucleus. Gene Ontology annotation, biological process: regulation of transcription by RNA polymerase II.